GCUACACAGUUGGCGCGCGUGUAAGCUACCGAAGUAGGCGUGCACUGGAUGCUCUCGGCACGGGGAUACGUAGCUCAAGGAAGAACGAAAGGCGCCACUUUGCUCGGAGUGUUGAAGGGGUGCUGAGAGUGGUCAGACGAUUGGGGGAUUCAACGGGAGAAAUACAGGUGGCGUAGGUGGAGCAAGGGGCUAGGCAGCUGGGAAAGAAGCGUCGAAAAGAGCUGGUUUGGUUUACUGUCGUAAAGACCGCAAAAAGGGGAAGAGGAAGCAGCCACCAUGGCGUUGGGAUUUGCUAAGCUGAAGUCGAUCCUUGGAAUCGAAGAAGCUCAGGAAGAACAAACUAUGCAAGACGAACUAAAUGAAAUGUGCAAUUUAACAUACGAACAGCGGAUGUACGGAUUUGGAAUAUGCCUUGGGUUAGGAAUUCUAUGCGCUUUUCUGUCUUCCCUCCUCUUAUUUAGCCCGACAAGGUUUGCGAUCGUGUACACUUUUGCAAAUAUUCUUUGCCUCGGCAGCACAGGGUUUUUGAUUGGGCCCCUGCGCCAAGUCAAAAUGAUGUUUGACAAGAGUCGUGCGGUGGCAACGAUUAUUUACUUGGGUGCUAUGGUCCUCACCCUGGUGGCAGCCCUUCGUUUGAAGAUCGUCUUGUUGACAAUCAUCUUCAUCAUCAUUCAAAUGUGUGCUUUUGUAUGGUAUUGUCUUAGCUAUAUCCCAUUUGCGAGGAGAAUGGUGCAAAGCUGUUUCCAGUCCUGCGCAUAGUCACAGGGAUGAAGGGUCUCUAACCUUCCCUCUUUGGUGGAGUCCACCUGCCUUCGCACAUAACCUUUCUUUUCUGUCAAAUGUUCCUCUCAAAAGCGGACUCACUUUCGUACCUGUUCAUGGUGCCCGUAUGCUGUUAGCGCUCAUAGCAGUUAUUGCCAGUUCUCUCUCAUCCUUAUCUGAUGGGUAAGCUCAAGAAGUAAUCUGUUUGACAUGGCACAGAGGUCAAAGCGAAAGGCGGAGAGCGCUGGCUGGUGGUGUUCCUGGCACACUACAACACAGGCUAAGUCUGAGAUCAAGGCUUAGAAGAAAUCUUGCGUUUGAUGCUGAAGAAGAAAUCUCACCGAAGUUGAGGGUUUACCUGAUGCGAGCUUGAGAACUGAGCAUUUGGCUCUUCGUAGCUUCCGCUUCAGAUCUUACGCGGAGACUGAAGCCAAAGUGUUGUGAGAUGCUUUGCUAACUUCCAGGGCUCGAAGAGCGGGAAGCAGGCCACAAGGUGGAGGAUACGCGGGCUGUGCUUGAGAUUGGGUCUCAAGGCUUGGCAUGAGACAGAUGAUUUCGGUCCUGGGAUCUAGACUGACAUGAAUGAGAGGGAGACCAAAGCUCUGCUGGGGCUUAGGCGUGGAUUCUGACCAAAGUAGAGGGCAGAGGCCAAGGCUUCCAGUCUAAUGCUGGGGCUGCUGCGCAAGCUGUAGUAGUGCCUGCUGAGCUUUAGCCUACGGCCUCGGUUUGGCCUUUGGUGGCCAAUUCGGGGAGACGGAAGCAGAGAGAGACUGAUGCCAAGAAUGGUGCGGAAGCUGAAGAUGCGGUGAGAACUGCCCGACUGGGCUCAAGGCAGGGAUUGACGCUGACAUCGACGUUUAGGCUGGGGUUACAAGCUGUAAUCGGCCGAAGCUGCAGCCGAGCCUUCACACUGUUCACAGGUUGUGCAACGGAAAAAGGUCAGAAUGAAAUUGAGGCGAAAAGAUAAGGCAAAGCCCAAGGGACGGGCGAUGUUCAGAGGCUGUCGCUUUGUGGCCAACUCUCGGGAAGCAUCUCAGGCUGAGACUGAGACACUGAAAAGCAGAGGCAUCGCUUAUGGUGAUGGAGAGGCUGCACUUGUCCGUAUUCAGGCUGAAGCGUCAUCCUCGAAGCUUUGCCCUUCACGAAUGCCCCAAAACGGAGCUGAAAUUUGGUAACCGCCCCUCUUUGCCCCUGCAAAUUUGUGGAACCGUACUCCCCACCUCUGCCUGACGGUAGUGCCUGUAUGUCUGUGGUUGCUUGGACGGAUGACUGACUGUUGCAUUGGUGAAUUUUGGCUCUUGAAAUUUGUAUCGUUUGCCGUUAAGGGUUGGAGUGUGCUGUCCUCUGUGCCGCCAGCGGAUCCCGUAUGUACAAUCCAUUUGGCUCUCUGUUGUGGACGCUUGCGAACUGAGCGGGAAUCCAUAGUCGACACAGUGCAGGUAUGUAAUUUUGCCAGUAGCUAAAAGGAGAGAAAGAGGGUAUUUCGGACAGGAGAGAGGAGGAUUGUGGGGACAUAGGACCUUGGUUGCAUACCCAUAUGAUUUUUUUUGAGGUGAGAGCUCAUGUAAGUAUGUCAGGUCUUUCACUGGCGCCCUCUGUGUGGGCGGUAUGAAUUAUGCUUUCGAUGGCAUGGCUCUUGGGAGUUGCUGUACGGGAGUACAGCAAAUUCAUAUAGUGAUUGUUGGAUGGGUAUUUGGUUAAGUAACUAGCAUCUGACAUUGUUAAAAAAUUUGUUAUAGCAUUUUUGUGCGGGUUUGUCAUUCCUGCGUCUAGGAGAGCAUGUGCGUCCUUCCCCCCAAAAAAAUGGACAGUAGAGGUGGUUAGUCGGAGGGGGUUAAAAGUUAAAACGAAGGGACGAAAAUUAGAAAAGAGCAAUAAGAAAUCUGCGGGAUAUUGGGACGCUGUCAUUGGUGGUGGGAGAAGGGAAGGUUCUCUUCUUGUUGAUCCAGAGAGAAGAUGAAGGCGGCGGAAGGAAUUUAGAACAUA
Messenger RNA from Chara braunii, 2748 nucleotides. The record is from the annotation of a GenBank genome assembly. Lineage: Eukaryota; Viridiplantae; Streptophyta; Charophyceae; Charales; Characeae.